Messenger RNA from Cladophialophora psammophila CBS 110553, 363 nucleotides. RefSeq lists its product as uncharacterized. The coding region runs from base 1 to 363 and encodes 120 amino acids. The transcript is spliced from 2 exons. NCBI's taxonomy places the organism in Eukaryota, Fungi, Ascomycota, Eurotiomycetes, Chaetothyriales, Herpotrichiellaceae. The record is from RefSeq and is a predicted model, not a curated record.
AUGGCUUCCGCCUCGGUCCCAGAACACCGCAACCUCAUCCCCAUCAACAACUUCAUCUCCUCCACCGGGCCGGACGGCUCCCUCAUGGUCACCGACAUCUACAUCUUCCCCGAGAAGCUGGACGAGUACGUCAAGCUCGUGACGCCCGUGGUGCACAAGAUGCGCGCCAUGCCCGAGUGCCUGUGCUGCGAGAUCUCCCAGGAUCCCACGGACCCGGCACACAUCAGGAUCCUUCACAGCUGGACCAAAGGGACGGAAUGGUUUACGGGUGCUUGUGAAUCACAGCAAUGGUUUGUCGACUACGUCAAGAGAUUCGCCAACAUCGCCGACAAGAGCAGAGGCCGUGAGUAUCAACCUCCCUAA